GUCAGCAGUGAUAUUCCGGAAGUGAGUCGGGCGGAAGUAGCGGCUCGGUUCUGGUCUUUGUACCGGAGCGGAGCGGAGCGUCGGAGGUUUUAAUAUCCGAACAGAUCCAGUGAGCGGCUCCGUUACCGACAUCACGGUGUGUGUGAGGGCCUGAGGGAGCUCCGUGUCGCCAGUUCAGCGCAUUGUCGGUCCGGUCCGGUUCGGUCCGGUUCUGCGUGGAGCGGCGGGAUGUCGGUGUUGAGCGGCACAGCGCUUCAGCGGCAGCUCUCCGCCGUCAUGGAGGCGCUGAGCAGAGCGGCGGUGGCGGAGAUCUGCGCGCUGCUGGACGAACGCUACGCGGUGCUGCAGACGGAGAUCAGCCGCAGCUACCAGGAGAACCAGGACCUGAAGAAGAAGCUGCACCUCAUCGAGUCCAUAGUGGUCCGGGGGGGCGGGAAGGAGGCGGCAGAACCGGAGUUCGCCUCGUCCGCGGAGGGCGCACAACGGGCGGAAACACCGCAGCAGCGGCAGCGAGACAUCGGUCCUGCCGCUGCCGCUCCCGGAGGAGACGGAGGAGACGCUGUGGUGCUGCAGGAGGAGAUUCCAGACGUGGUGUUGAUCAAAGACGAAGACUCGGACAGUAACGACACCUUUGAGGAAGAUAACAAAACGCCUGCUGACGGCGGGACGGCCGCGACCAGAGAGCGCGCCACGUCGAUGCCCGUCAGCCGGAGCGUGAAGAGACUCUGGCCGGGAAGCGAAGAGGCCGACAGGAAGUCGUCCUCCGAGCCGCUCGCGCUGAGAACCACCGGGACGCAGAAGAAGAGCGUGACCGUCUACACUCUGGACUCUCCUCCUCGCAGCGAGCCGGGCUGCUCCGGCCAGCUCGGCGGCGAUGAUGAGAUGGAGGCCAGCGAGUCGGUCUGUUCCUACUCCUCGCAGAUGGACCCGGACGUCCAGCUGGUCCACCAGGACUGCUCGCCGGUCCCUUCCAGCUCCAACAGACAGGCGUAUUUCGGUAACGGCGCUCUGAUGGAGUCUCCUACGAGCAGAGAACUAGAUCUCAGCCUGACGUGGACCAAACAGUCAAAAAGUCAGUUGGCUUUCGCUCAGUUUCACCAAAACGAAAACCUGGACGGCGACGCUUUCGGGCUCAAGAUGAUCAGCGUCACAGGCUCCAUUUCCACAGACUGCCAGCUGUCUGAAAACAGCAACUCUGCGUUCGAGUACGACGACGACGACAUGAUGAACUUCGCCCACUACAGGGACCAAUCAGGUCAACCUCAGCUCUGUGACGGGCAGCCGGGGAGCGCCCGAGGGAGGCGCUUCGUGUGCGCCGUCUGCUCCAGGACGUACGCCACGUCUCAGAACCUGGAAGUUCACAUGCGGAUCCACACGGGCGAGAAGCCGUUCACCUGCAGCCAGUGCGGCAAGAAGUUCACCCAGUCGGCUCACCUGAAGUCGCACCUGAGUGUGCACUCCGGGGAGCGGCCGUACGCCUGCACGCUCUGCUCCAGGAGCUUCAUCGUCAAAUACAGCCUCAAGUUGCACAUGAAGAAAUGUCACGAGAACGCCUGAGUGAACGCAUGUGUGGCUUUCACCUACAAAAUGUUCUGUAAAUAUCCCGUUUUAAAAAAAAGAAGAGAAGUUACUGAACAUUCAAAAAUAAUGAGUUUUACCAAAAGGUUUUUAAAAAAGAAUGAAAGUGUCCUCUUUUAAGAAUGAGCUUUACUUUGAGCUGCAACAAUUCAAAUCUAUUAAUCAGUUAAUCGAAUGACAGAAAAUGCAUUAAGAACUAUUUGAUAAUCGUUAACAUUUGAUUCUUCUAGCUUCUCAAAUGUGAUAUCUCUGAACAUUAUGAUAAACUGAUCAUCUCUGGCGUGUUGAUCGGACAAAAACAAGACGCUUGAGGACAUUUUAGUUUUUAGUUUUUUAAUGCUUAAAAGAUCAAAUAAUCAUCAGCAUCUAAUUUAUUAUAAUCAUUAUUUAUUUUUGGAGUGAAACUUAACGUUUGCUAAGUUUCUAGUGAGCUCCGCCUCCGUAGUGUACAGGUCAAAAAGCAUUUCAUGAAAAAGAGUUAAUAGUAUCUCUGUAUGAGUGUCUUGCAGAUUAUCAUGUGUCAUUCUUGGUUAAUAAAACUAACACUCAAAUUG
Sebastes umbrosus (honeycomb rockfish) is the source of this 2132-nucleotide messenger RNA. RefSeq names its product zinc finger and BTB domain-containing protein 18.2-like. Gene Ontology annotation, cellular component: nucleus. Bases 229 to 1557 code for a protein of 442 amino acids. The transcript is spliced from 3 exons. The record is from RefSeq and is a predicted model, not a curated record. Lineage: Eukaryota; Metazoa; Chordata; Actinopteri; Perciformes; Sebastidae.